This is a messenger RNA of Scomber scombrus (Atlantic mackerel), 3577 nucleotides long. RefSeq names its product tetraspanin-5-like. Lineage: Eukaryota; Metazoa; Chordata; Actinopteri; Scombriformes; Scombridae. The coding region runs from base 292 to 1167 and encodes 291 amino acids. Gene Ontology annotation, cellular component: membrane. The transcript is spliced from 11 exons. The record is from RefSeq and is a predicted model, not a curated record. Gene Ontology annotation, biological process: regulation of vascular endothelial growth factor signaling pathway; protein maturation; protein localization to plasma membrane.
CGCAGUAGCAGCACCGCCUCCUAUAGGCGCAAUAUCUCAGCAAACAGCUGACCGUUCCAUUACUGCUGUGUGUUAUCUGUGCGGUGCUGUGUGUUUAUUAGAGGUGUGUGAUCGUCCUGGUUCUCCGUCAUGUUCUGGAUGGGACUUUAAGCGGCUGUCUGAACGUCUGAAGCGGACAAAGUGAGAUGCAUCUCCGGAGCGCUCAACCUGCUCCAUCGCGCACACAAAGCCUGUGAAGCAGGCCCGUUUUUUUUUCCUCCCGCUGAGCCGCACAGCUGAUGAUGCUCAAACAUGUCGGGGAAUCAGUUCAAAGGCAACGAAGUCAGCUGCUGCAUCAAGUACUUCAUUUUUGGAUUCAACAUCCUGUUCUGGCUGCUGGGCAUGGCCUUAGUAGGAAUUGGACUGUGGGCAUGGAGUGAAAAGGGAGUUCUGUCCAACAUCUCGUCCAUCACAGAUCUGGGAGGUCUAGACCCUGUCUGGCUCUUCAUGGUGGUUGGAGGGGUCAUGUUCAUACUGGGCUUUGCCGGAUGCAUCGGAGCAUUGCGGGAAAACACUUUUCUGCUUAAGUUUUUCUCUGUGUUCCUGGGCAUCAUCUUCUUCUUGGAGUUGACGACGGGGGUCCUGGCGUUUGUCUUUAAGGACUGGAUUAAAGACCAGUUGAACCUGUUCAUCAACAAUAACAUCCGGGCGUAUCGGGACGACAUCGAUCUACAGAACCUCAUCGAUUUCACUCAGGAAUACUGGGACUGCUGUGGUGCGUUUGGAGCAGAUGAUUGGAACCUCAACAUCUACUUUAACUGUACUGAUGCGAAUCCCAGUCGAGAAAAGUGUGGAGUCCCCUUCUCCUGCUGCACCAAGGACCCAGCGGAGGACGUAAUAAACACUCAGUGUGGAUAUGACAUUAGAGCUAAACCAGACUCUGAACAGAAGGACUACAUCAAUGUAAAAGGCUGUGUGCCACAGUUUGAGAAGUGGCUGCAGGACAACCUCACCUUGGUGGCCGGAAUAUUCAUCGGAGUUGCGCUACUGCAGAUCUUUGGGAUUUGUUUGGCCCAAAACUUAGUGAGUGACAUCGAAGCCGUGCGGGCGAGCUGGGUGCCCCCCCCUCUCUCCAUGCGUCGACUCCCACCUCACUCCGGCAAGAAAGCAUCGGCUUACUACUCAUGAGACACACACACACACAUGCUGUAUGUGUGUUUGUAGCCGCUUCUUUACCUAAUGCUGAAGCAGCAUUUUGACUCUUAACAGCUCCGGGACUUGAAUGCGUCUCCAUGGAAACGUCAAGGAGCACCCGCACCUGCAUUCUGUUCACUGAACCAGCACCUUCUUUUCAAGGCACUAAUAUGUGAAAAGCUCUGUAUAUAUAACACUGUGUGUGACUACUGUAAAAACAUUGUUGGAGAGGAAGGUUAAAACAUGCACUACAUGCGGACCGUCACAAUGCUCGUUUUGAUAGCUACACGUAGAGGAGUAGGAGUUUUGAUACAUCUUUUUGAUAUUAGAUCAGUAUUUUUCACUGUGGAAAUAAGGCUCCAUUGCUUAUAAAAAAAAACAUUGUAUUCUGUAGGACUGUGAAAUAGUUGUAUCCAAGAAACUGAGGAUGUGCUUGUUUUAAAGUUCAGUGCUUGCUUUCCCACCGCUCAGUCAUACAUUUUGCACCGUUUUUUUUACUACAGGAGGAUGUCUUUUUGUGUAUUGCAGCAGAUUCCAGGACUUUUCAUUUAAUAGCUGAACAUUCUGCAUUAUCAGGCAAAUUAAAAAGACAAGUUUAAUUGUUACAGUAACAAUGAAUUUUUAAUUACCGUUCAGCGAACAUCUACUCUUUGACUGUCGAACAACAGCGUGGAUAUUUGUGUGUACUGUGCUAAAUAUCCUAAAUGACAACAAAGGACUUGAACUAUUUAGCAUAAUGAGUUAUUACUCAGCUAAUGGGCUAAAAGGGAUCUCAGUUAAUUGAGUGAUGGGAGUAGAUUAUUUUCCAUUAUUGAUUUUGCUACUGCUACUGCUACUUAGCUUGAUCGAGCGCUACGAAUUCCGAGCAACACAGUUGGAUAUUUACUGAUUUAAAUCAAACACAGGUUUGAAUGUUUUUUAAGUAUAACUUGAAUCUACAAAACUCAUGCAGUGUAUGUUGAAAGAGUUAUUGGUUGCUGUCCAUACUGGCUGUAAAGUGAUCCCUUUGUAUGGUGACUACACUGUAAAAAAAACAAAAAAAAAAAACAGGGAUCAGGUCCACUAACCUUUGAGCCACUAUGAGGACAUAUCCAGGAAUGUCAUAGUACGGCACCUAAAGAGGGAAUUUCUACCAAAAAAAAAGCCAGUAACAUUGUAAAAAUACUCACUCAAUUUAAUGCCUUUUCUUACAUUGUAGUCAUGCUAUGAGGGAAUAGCAAAGCCAGUAUGAAUAUCAGUAACAUUUGUACAGAGUGUGAUAUUUAGAAAGACUUUGACAACAUCUGAACCAAUUGUUUAAAUUUUAAAUGGAUUGAAGGGAUGAAGAGAAACAAGAGUUAUUUUAUUUCUCAAAGUUAUUAACAAAUAGCGUAGUUUAUUAGUAACAAAACCUGGACAUGAAAUUGGCGCUAUUGUUGAAAAACUGCAAGUGAUACACAGUUCUAGAAGUCAUUGUAAUUCGUACAGGGGUUACCAUGACGAUCCCUAAGGCUUGUAAAAUGAUUACCCUGUAUUCCCAUCUUUGACAUUUUUAGAGAAAAGGUCUGGAUAAGUGUUAAAAAAGAAAAAAGGUAAAAAAAAAAUAAAAUAAAAAAAGACAUGUUUAAGCCCCCAUACACACAUGACCACAAAAUGUAUCUAGCUGUGCACCCACUGUCAUUUCAUUUCAUAUUGUGAUUAUUGCCUUCACCAAGGAGGUUAUAUUCAAGCAGGAUGACUCACUUACCAGGUUUAAAUGACGUUUGGUGUAAAGCUGGAAUAUAAACCAAGGAACAAGUCAUUCGUUAGUUCUUCAUAUUGUGAGAUCGGCAUUUUAGUACAUUUUCGCUAUCGUCUCUUAUUUGAAUGAAAACAACCCUGGCACAUGUAAUCCCAUUACUGUCUUUCACUGUGUGUAUUUUGAUGCAGAACUGACCAGUAUACAUGGAUUUUCAAAAUAAAAAGUGCUUGUUUUUCUGUUAAUUUUAAAUGUUAAAGUGAUACCUGCUUAAAAAGCUUAAAUCGCUCAUUUUGUCGAAGUAUUGUAGUCAGCUGCUCAGAUUGAACGCUUUUUUUUUGAUACUUUAUAAUUGUGAUUUGGGUCUCUGGUGCAACCGCAAAGUCAAAAUGUUCAAUACUGAAGCUGACUUGUCACUUUAAACUCCUCACAGUACAGUGAAUGUGGCGGGACUUUUAGGAUGUAAAGUGCUCUGGUACCUCUCACUCAUCACUACCUACAUCACUUCCAUGGAUUAUUUAGCUCACAGUAUUUCCCACAAGCAUUGUAAUGUAACUACCUCCUCUCUUUUUUUUUGUCUCAUGUCCUGUUAAAAUUUGACUGGUUUUAAUAUCAAGUAAAAAAUUAAUUAAUAAAGACGACAAAAAUAUUGAGUUCUUUGAAUUUUUGAGGAUUAAAAAUGAUUUU